AUGGCAGUCGCUGAGAACACCCGUGUAAGAAAGAGAGACCGGAGUAAUGAGAACUUUAGGAAGAAAUGGAGCACACUCAAAAAUAAUGGUCUCAUUAUCCACCAGGUUUAUAACGCCGAAGUAUAUGUUUGCAUACGCCGUAAAGGCGAAAACUAA
This is a messenger RNA of Fusarium proliferatum ET1, 156 nucleotides long. RefSeq lists its product as uncharacterized. Bases 1 to 156 code for a protein of 51 amino acids. The transcript is spliced from 2 exons. The record is from RefSeq and is a predicted model, not a curated record. NCBI's taxonomy places the organism in Eukaryota, Fungi, Ascomycota, Sordariomycetes, Hypocreales, Nectriaceae.